AAACUAAGCUCUAACUAAGUGUGUGUGUUUCCCUCCAGACGUGACCAUGGGCUGCAUCAAGAGUAAAGACGACAAAGGCCCCACCAUGAAGUACCGGCCGGACAAUGCUUCGGCCUCGGACGUCAUCGCCCCCCACGUAGGCCCCUACGGGCCCGACCCCACCCAGCUGCAGCAGAACCAGCCACCUUCCUCUGGGCCCACCACAGGCUUCAACCCCCACGCUAUCACCCCCUUCGGAGGAGCCUCCAUCAUGACCCCCUUCGGAGGGGCAUCCACCUCCUUCACCGGUGCUCUCCCCGGCGCAUUCCCCGGUGCCGUCUCAGGUGAAACUUGCCUACUAUCCACAUAAUCCUAAAUGUAGAUCUUCAAGCAUAGCCUACCGUGAAUUUUCAUGUGAAUCACGUAUUUACAUUUUAGACUUGCCUACUAUUUACAGAAUCCGAACUUGAGAUCUGGAAGCGUAACUCGAGUUUUGGUGCAAUCACCUGUUGACAUCAAUGGAUGAUUUGUGCGAUGCAUGUAUGCAUGUAUCUUUCAAGUGUGGAUUUCUUUUCGUACCUGUAUGCCGUUCUAUCAUAACAACAAUGCUAUAUACAGUGGGGGAAAAAAGUAUUUAGUCAGCCACCAAUUGUGCAAGUUCUCCCACUUAAAAAGAUGAGAGAGGCCUGUCAUUUUCAUCAUAGGUACACGUCAACUAUGACAGACAAAAUGAGAAAAAAAAAUCCAGAAGAUCACAUUGUAGCAUUUUUUUAUUUAUUUAUUUGCAAAUUAUGGUGGAAAAAAAGUAUUUGGUCAAUAACAAAAGUUUCUCAAUACUUUGUUAUAUACCCUUUGUUGGCAAUGACACAGGUCAAACGUUUUCUGUAAGUCUUCACAAGGUUUUCACACACUGUUGCUGGUAUUUUGGCCCAUUCCUCCAUGCAGAUCUCCUCUAGAGCAGUGAUGUUUUGGGGCUGUCACUGGGCAACACAGACUAUCAACUCCCUCCAAAGAUUUUCUAUGGGGUUGAGAUCUGGAGACUGGCUAGGCCACUCCAGGACCUUGAAAUGCUUCUUACGAAGCCACUCCUUCGUUGCCCGGGCGGUGUGUUUGGGAUCAUUGUCAUGCUGAAAGACCCAGCCACGUUUCAUAUUCAAUGCCCUUGCUGAUGGAAGGAGGUUUUCACUCAAAAUCUCACGAUACAUGGCCCCAUUCAUUCUUUCCUUUACACGGAUCAGUCGUCCUGGUCCCUUUGCAGAAAAACAGCCCCAAAGCAUGAUGUUUCCACCCCCAUGCUUCACAGUAGGUAUGGUGUUCUUUGGAUGCAACUCAGCAUUCUUUGUCCUCCAAACACGACGAGUUGAGUUUUUACCAAAAAGUUAUAUUUUGGUUUCAUCUGACCAUAUGACAUUCUCCCAAUCCUCUUCUGGAUCAUCCAAAUGCACUCUAGCAAACUUCAGACGGGCCUGGACAUGUACUGGCUUAAGCAGGGGGACACGUCUGGCACUGCAGGAUUUGAGUCCCUGGCGGCGUAGUGUGUUACUGAUGGUAGGCUUUGUUACUUUGGUCCCAGCUCUCUGCAGGUCAUUCACUAGGUCCCCCCGUGUGGUUCUGGGAUUUUUGCUCACCGUUCUUGUGAUCAUUUUGACCCCACAGGGAGAGAUCUUGUGUGGAGCCCCAGAUCGAGGGAGAUUAUCAGUGGUCUUGUAUGUCUUCCAUUUCCUAAUAAUUGCUCCCACAGUUGAUUUCUUCAAACCAAGCUGCUUACCUAUUGCAGAUUCAGUCUUCCCAGCCUGGUGCAGGUCUACAAUUUUGUUUCUGGUGUCCUUUGACAGCUCUUUGGUCUUGGCCAUAGUGGAGUUUGGAGUGUGACUGUUUGAGGUUGUGGACAGGUGUCUUUUAUACUGAUAACAAGUUCAAACAGGUGCCAUUAAUACAGGUAACGAGUGGAGGACAGAGGAGCCUCUUAAAUAAGAAGUUACAGGUCUGUGAGAGCCAGAAAUCUUGCUUGUUUGUAGGUGACCAAAUACUUAUUUUCCACCAUAAUUUGCAAAUAAAUUCAUUACAAAUCCUAAAAAAAAAAAUCUCAUUUUGUCUGUCAUAGUUGACGUGUACCUAUGAUGAAAAUUACAGGCCUCUCUCAUCUUUUUAAGUGGGAGAACUUGCACAAUUGGUGGCUGACUAAAUACUUUUUUUCCCCACUGUACAGUGCCUUGCAAAAGUAUUAAUCCCCUUGGCGUUUUUCCUAUUUUGUUGCAUUACAACCUGUAAUUUAAAUUUAUUUUGAUUUUGAUUUCAUGUAAUGGACAAAAUAGUCCAAAUUGGUGAAGUGAAAUGGAAGAAAAAAAAUCACCCCCUUUGCUAUGAAGCCCCUAAAUAAGAUCUGGUGCAAACAAUUACCUUCAGAAAUCACAUAAUUAGUUAGAUUGCACACAGGUGGACUUUAUUUAAGUGUCACAUGAUCUGACACAUGAUCUCAGUAUAUAUAUACGCCUGUUCUGAAAGGCCCCAGAGUCUGCAACACCACUAAGCAAGGGGCACCACUAAGCAAGGGGCACCACCAAGCAAGCGGCACCAUGAAGACCAAGGAGCUCUCCAAACAGGUCAGGGACAAAGUUGUGGAGAAGUACAGAUCAGGGUUGGGUUAUAAAUAAAUAUCAGAAACUUUGAACAUCCCACGGAGCACCAUUAAAUCCAUUAUAAAAAAAUUUGAAAGAAUAUGGCACCACAACAAACCUGCCAAGAGAGGGCCGCCCACCAAAACUAACGGACCAGGCAAGAAGGGCAUUAAUCAGAGAGGCAACAAAGAGACCAAAGAUAACCCUGAAGGAGCUGCAAAGCUCCACAGCGGAGAUGGAGUAUCUGUCCAUAGGACCAAUUUAAGCCGUACACUCCACAGAGCUGGGCUUUAUGGAAGAUUGGCCAGAAAAAAGCCAUUGCUUAAAAAGAAAAAUAAGCUAACACGUUUGGUGUUCGCCAAAAGGCAUGUGGGAGACUCCCCAAACAUAUGGAAGAAGGUACUCUGGUCAGAUGAGACUAAAAUUGAGCUUUUUGGCCAUAAAUGAAAACGCUAUGUCUGGCGUAAACCCAACACCUCUCAUCACCCCGAGAACACCAUCCCCACAGUGAAGCAUGGUGGUGGCAGCAUCAUGCUGUAGGGAUGUUUUUCAUUGGCAAGGACUGGGAAACUGGUCAGAAUUGAAGGAAUGAUGGAUGGCGCUAAAUACAGGGAAUUUCUUGAGGGAAACCUGUUUCUGUCUUCCAGAGAUUUGAGACUGGGACGGAGGUUCACCUUCCAGCAGGACAAUGACCCUAAGGAUACUUCUAAAGCAACACUCGAGUGGUUCAAGGGGAAACAUUUAAAUGUCUUGGAAUGGCCUAGUCAAAGCCCAGAACUCAAACUAAUUGAGAAUCUGUGGUAUGACUUAAAGAUUGCUGUACACCAGCGGAACCCAUCCAACUUGAAGGAGCUGGAGCUGUUUUGCCUUGAAGAAUGGGAAAAAAUCCCAGUGGCUAGAUGUGCCAAACUUAUAGAGUCAUACCCCAAGAGACUUGCAGCUGUAAUUGCUGCAAAAGGUGGCUGUACAAAGUAUUGACUUUGGGGGGGUGAAUAGUUGUGCACGCUCAAUUUUUCAAAUGUUUUGUCCUAUUUCUUGUUUAUUUCACAAGAAAAAAUAUUUUAAUCUUCAAUGUGGUAGGCAUGUUGUGUAAAUCAAAUGAUACAAAAUUAAUUUCAGGUUGUAAGGCAACAAAAUAGGAAAAAUGCCAAGGGGGGUGAAUACUUUCGCAUUUGAGACUGCUAUGGUUCCUUCACAAGAACCCAUAUACUUAUUCUCCAACAGAAUAGCUGGUGAUCUGACAACUCAAUAUCUGGAGUGGCUCCAAAGUCCAUCUGCCUUCUGUGUUUCAGCCAAUUAAAAUCCAAUGGUCUAUCAUCUUCUCCAUCUAAAUGUCCGUCAAUCAUGUUGUCCACAGCAACAAAUCAACAAUGAUUGAAAGAUACAUAUUUCUAUAGGUCUGAUAAGGUCCCAAAGAGCAGAGAGAUGAGAUUUAGCCCUCCUGUUUAGGUGGGAUUAGGCUUGUAAUCCCCCUCCCUGUUUUAUCAUCUGGUCUUGGGGGGGGUCCAUGGCACGGUAUGGAGCUCCUCUACAAUUGAAUGGGAUUAGUGUUGGCAGCAUUGUGUUGUUCAGCGGUGGCUUAGAUGAAUAUGAGCUCCAUAUGAGGUGUGUCAGAGACUGGGUCCGAAAUGGCACCCUACGGGCCCUGGUCAAAAGUAGUGCACUAACAUAUAUAGGGAAUAGGGUGCCAUUUGGGACGUGGCCAUAGAUGGUUACCCAUACAAUCUGCCUACUUAUCUAAUCUGUCCAGUAAGCAGAAGGUUUACAGUGUAUUCUGUGUUGACAUUACAGCUGUGAGAUGACCUGUGCUAUGCUAUUAUUCAUGCUUUGUAAUUAUGUUAGAUUUGCACCGAGCUGACGUAAGUAUUUCCCCUACGACGCUAAACAAACAACAACCUUGCUGGAUGAUUAAAUCCGCUCCCCUGUCAGAGCAACCAAGGUAGUAUCCACCCCCCUGUGAAAUGAAUGCCCUACAUGAAUGACAGUAUUUCCCUUUACCCUUCCCAAUGAAUCCAUGGCAGAGCUGGGUUCAAAUACUAUUUGAAAUCUUUGCUUUAGCCUAGAGUGCCAGAUGAGCAGGGUCUGCAGUUUUCAACUAUUCUAUCGAUUCCAUUGCACCAGGAAUGCUCAAUUUAGCCCAGUUUAAGUAUUUCAAAUAAUUUCAAAUAGUAUUUCAACCCAGGUCGUAUCCAGGGCCAAUGGCGUGUCUAUGUUGCUUUCCUGACACGUGGCAGUUUUGUUCAUAUUUUUAUACGCUGGACAUUUCCAUAGAGUAGAAUUACCGGCAGGGAAAAAUCUAUAGGGAGUGUGCAGGCUAGAGAACACGGAUCUAUUGCAACAUUCCUCUCACAACAGUCUGUCACACUACACGCUCACCGCUAUGGAAACUACAGAUAUACUUUCUCUUACUGAUCUCCCAUUGGUCCCUUGAUCUUGUCAUUUUAAUGUUCCUGCUCAUCUUUGCAGCAGAGUUUGUUUCUGUCGAUGUCACUGAAUGUUGACAGUACAAAUCUUGGCACAAAGGUCGCCAGGUAUUUAUAGAAAAUCUUUGUAUCUUUAGUAGGCUAUUAGUAGCUCUGAAUGCCGUCAUAUUCUAACCCAAAUUAGUCAACAAAACGAUUUUUGAGUCUCCUAAAUGUAUAUACUGUCAUUCAUUUCACUUGUGCUUUUAACUUGAAUGUUUUAACUGUGUGUGUGUGUGUGUGUGUGUUCAGGUGGGGUUACGUUCUUUGUAGCCUUGUACGACUAUGAAGCCAGAACUUCAGACGACCUGACGUUCAAAAAAGGGGACCGCUUCCAGAUCAUCAAUAACACGUGAGUUCCUAUGGGCCCUGGUCAAAAGUAGUGCACUAUAUGGGGAAUAGGAUGCCAUUUGGGAUGCAGCCUCCCUCUUUGUACCUGCUCUGUACAACAUGUUGCAGAUUGCACCUGUUCUGUACAACAUGUUGCAGAUUGCACCUGCUCUGUAAAACAUAUUGCAGAUUGUACCUGCUCUGUAAAACAUGUUGCAGAUUGUACCUGCUCUGUAAAACAUGUUGCAGAUUGUACCUGCUCUGUAAAACAUGUUGCAGAUUGUACCUGCUCUGUAAAACAUGUUGCAGAUUGUACCUGCUCUGUAAAACAUGUUGCAGAUUGUACCUGCUCUGUACAACAUGUUGCAGAUUGUACCUGCUCUGUAAAACAUGUUGCAGAUUGUACCUGCUCUGUAAAACAUGUUGCAGAUUGUACCUGCUCUGUAAAAAAUGUUGCAGAUUGUACCUGCUCUGUAAAACAUGUUGCAGAUUGUACCUGCUCUGUAAAACAUGUUGCAGAUUGUACCUGCUCUGUAAAAAAUGUUGCAGAUUGUACCUGCUCUGUACAACAUGUUGCAGAUUGCACCUGCUCUGUACAACAUGUUGCAGAUUGUACCUGCUCUGUACAACAUGUUGCAGAUUGUACCUUCUCUGUACAACAUGUACUUCCUACAUGGGUUAGAUUAAUGUUUUCACCCUCUGAGCCUGUUUUUCCACCCAGAUCGCUGAAGUCUUUCAUUUCAUUUAUUUAAUAAAACCCCUUAAACACAGAUGUGCCUUAGGUCAUAAAUACCUCUCUGCUCUAGAAUGUAGCCUUGGUUGACUUUGUUCAAUUCAAAUAUAAUACAUUGCUGCAUGCCAUAAUAUAGCUAUAGAAUCCAUGCAUAAAAGACAGCAUGUACAAACUCACUGCCAAGACAUAACCAGACUACUGUUACUAGGAUCCAUGAGUGCUGGAGUGUACAGACAUAGUAGUCAUACUAGAUCUGGAUGAUUCUCCCUCUCUCUCUCUCUCUCUCUCUCUCUCUGUCUGUGUUUCUCCCCCUACAGAGAAGGGGACUGGUGGGAGGCGCGCUCCAUCAACACAGGGAAGAAGGGGUACAUCCCCAGUAACUAUGUGGCUCCAGCUGACUCCAUCCAGGCUGAAGAGUAAGGCCCUUGUUUAUCGUCUCCCCUAACCUAACCUGAUUAGGACCUUCCACUGACACAACAGCAAUAGCACUAGCCUAACCACAGCAGCGUGAUCAUGCAUCACAUGGCUCUCACUGGAGGCCCAUUCACUAGAAUAGCUCAUAGCUUCUUCUGCUCUCCUGGGGCCAUAUGUAUCAAGCAUCUCAGCAUACGAGUGCUUAUCGAGGAUCAGGUUCCUCCUGUCCCAGUAAUCUUAUUCAUAGCGAUCUAUAGAUGUAGGAUCUUAAUUUGAUCACCCUGUUGCAAGAUAACUUUCCUGCAAUGCAGGAAAUGUUUAACUUGUAGUGUAUUUUAGGUUUAAAAAGGCUUCUGAAGUUUCCACUUUGAAAUUUCAGACUUGAUUUUCCCUUAAUGUAUCAACCCCUACAAAAAUGUCCAUUAAUUAUAAUCCACAUAAUAAUUCACGUCUAGUGGCUGCAGGAUUAUUUUCCUGCUGUAGCAAACUGGCUCAAAUUAAGAUCCUACAUCUGUAAAAUAAAAAAUGAUUCUAAAUCAGCACUCCUACAUCUGAGACACUUGAUACAUGUGGCCCCAGAGGGUUUAAUCUACCAUCUCAUGUUAGAUAUAAGCCUAGAGGUUUAUGAUCAUUUGGCAAGGAAAUAGAAUGUGAUCCUGUUUGUUAGAUGACCCCUGAUGGACUCAAAAAAUUCAUUCUGUAUUUCCUCUCAUUGUGUAUUUUGAAGUUUGACUUUUCCAAACUCUGAAAUUAUCCUUACUAGUAUUGAGUCAAAUAAAGUUCAUAAUAACAUAUGCCGGUAUUGAUGUUAUGUUGAUGUGUGUCCUUCCAUAGAAAUAGAAAGGUGUGCUAGUUCUGGAACGCAUCAAAUACUUGGAACGGCUGGGGGUUUCUCAAGGACAGAUUUGGGAAGUUACAAAGGCUCUACUCAUUCUAAGUCUGUGUUCUCAGGUGGUACUUUGGUAAAAUGGGCCGUAAAGAUGCUGAGAGGCUGCUGUUGAAUCCAGGCAACAACCGAGGCACCUUCCUGGUGCGAGAAAGUGAAACCACUAAAGGUGAAGAUGAUUAGCAUGAAUACGUGCAUGGGCUGCAUCUCAAGUAACCCCAUGUAGUGCACUACUUUUUCAUAUUCAUAAAGUGUCUCAGAAUAUAGGUGUGCUGAGGAUUAGAUUCUCCCUGUCCAUAAUUAUCUGAUUCAUUGUGAUCUUAAAGGCGAAACUGAUCUUAAAUCAGCACUUGAGCUCAUAUGGUGCCCUAAGUAGUGCACUAUAUGUGGAAUAGAGAGUAAUUUAAGACAUAGCCAGUGACACUCAUUUACAUGAAUAGAUAAAGCUUAGAUCUUAAUACUGUUGGUUGGAUGGACGAAGAAUCUGGUCAUUGUCUCCUCCAGGUGCUUACUCCUUGUCCAUACGAGACUGGGACGAUGCCAAAGGCGACAAUGUGAAACACUAUAAGAUCCGCAAACUUGACAACGGGGGUUACUACAUCACCACACGCGCCCAGUUUGACACGCUGCAGAAACUGGUCAAACACUACACAGGUAGGUCUUCUAGCUCUUUUUCAUAGUCUCUUUCACUCUCUCCCUCUUUCUAAGCCACUCACUCACCUCUCUUCUCAAACUCGCUCUCUGACAGACCUGCUACCCUGGAAACGUAACCUUGCUGAGCGUGAGAGACUCCUAUUCAUUUCGAUGAAGCCUGGGUGUAAGCAGCACGGCACCGCGCGAGGCUUACACUGCUCAUCGUAAACUAUUUUUAAGAGUCUGACGCACAGCUCACGCACAAGAACACUUAAUAAAGUGGCUUGCGCUCUGCUCAUGCCGGCAAAAGGUCACGCGUCCAGUGUAGCAGCUAAAAACCAACUGUUUUCCCAACACCCGAGUGUAGCUCCUCAGUAACUUUCUCAUUCACAGCUUCCCUCCCUUCCCCAAGCGCAGUUCCUGAUCUAAAAUUCACUCUCUUUCACCAGUCUCUCUCUCUCUCUCUCUCCCUCAUCUGUGCUUCGGUAAUACCAGGCUUACCUGUAAUUGGCCCUAUGAUUUCCCCAGCUAGAUGAAUGGUACUCAGAUUGAAUAUUUAAUGGAUACCUUCCUUAAGUGCUUCCCUCGCCGCUAAAGGAGAGAGGUGAAAGCGCUCUGGGAGAGCCCACUUUAUGGCUGUUUGUGUCCCAAAAUGAACCCUGUUCCCUACAUAGUGCACUACUUUUGACUAGAAACAUAUGGGCCCAGGUCAAAAGUAGUGCACUAUAUAGAGAAUAGUGUGCCAUUUGGGACAUAACCUACUUCUCUCUGAUGCAUUUUGAAAGCAGCAGGUCCAAGCCGUGUUAAACCAUUCUCUUCUUAUUCAUAUUUUAGCUGUGUAAUUAUAGGCAUGUCUGAAUUUAGCCGUAUCACAGUGCGGACAGACAAACUUGAAGUGAUGCGUGAAAUGUCCCCUUAUUACACUGUGUUCGGUUUCCCUUGUAUAUUAGUUACUACUGUGACUCAUCAAAAUGUUGACCAUGGUAUUUAUGUGUGUGUGUGUGUAUGUGUGUGCGCGUGCAUCUGUAUGUGUGUGUCUGUCCCCCCUCUCAGAGCAUGCGGAUGGGCUGUGCCACAGGCUGACCACGGUGUGCCCCACGGUGAAGCCCCAGACACAGGGCCUGGCCAAGGAUGCCUGGGAGAUCCCCCGGGAGUCCCUCCGCCUGGAGCUCAAACUGGGCCAGGGCUGCUUCGGAGAGGUCUGGAUGGGUAAGACUGUACACACACACAUAGACAGACAGGCAGACACUACCAUCAGACAGACAGAGACACACAUAUACUUGACACUCCGAAUGGUCUGGAUGGGCAAGACAGACAGGGAAUAUACAGUAUGACAUAUUAUUAUAUUAUUGAUCGAUUGACUAUGACUUUUCAAAUCACCCAGCAGUGCUAUUUGUAGAAUUAGCUCUGAGUAAAUGUUGCAAUUUUUCAGCCAUUCCUGAACCUGCGACCAAAAACAAGCUACAUAUGGGCAGUACCAAAACAAGUGAUCUAAUGAUUGACUCUUCGCAGCAAAAUCUGCAGAGCUGGGAUGGUUGUAUGCCCCAUAUAUAUGACAUUCUAUUGGUUGCAAGAAUUUUGUAUAAUAAUUUAAAUUGAAAAACUCAAGUUUUGAAUCCGGCGUCGUUUUGUGUAUCAGUUCAUAAACCAUGUGCCAUGGAAUCGGUAUAUAGAAACUCUCCUCCCAACUAUUUUGCAACCUGUAUGGUGCAGCUGUCAAUUUUUUGGUCCCGAAAUGAAAGUGGUAUACUUUCUUAUUUAUCACAAUUUUCUAUAGCCAAUUUUGGUCUUUAAUGCAGGGCCGACAGACAAGUUCCUUACCUUCUCCCCUUUCCACAUGUGCCAUCCAUUUUUGCGGUAAUGCUGCAAUCAGUUGGUUGUAGUUUUGGAUAGAGCAGACAUUUUUGUUAACUGCAUGUGUGACAUAAUCCACCAGUCCUAUUUAUGAUAUGAUUUAGAAAGAAUAUACUUGUUCUUUUUUUCAUAAAGAAUGUUUUUUCAUCAAUUAGUAUAUUUUAGUUUAACCAUAAUAUUUGUUGUAAUAUUUGUUCUGUGGAUUAAACUGAAAUUGCAACCAACUUUCUAUGGCUUGUUUUAAACAUAGCGAUAUUUUGGAGAUUAUUUCAUUUUCAAAUAACCAAAAGUGAAAGGUUGUAAUCUCAAUGGAGGGAAAAAGGUCAUUCUUACUAAUCUACUAGAGAACCAGUUCAGAUUUAAGUAUAGUUUUUGUAUGAUUGAAGCCUUUAGUGAGAGUUCCAAUGCUUUAAUAUUUAAUAAUUUCUGCCCUCAAAUUCAUAUUAAUUAUAUAAAUAGGUCUAGCUUGCCGUUCCAAAUAAAGUGGAAUAUUUUUUGCUCAUAUAAUUUAAAAAACAAUAUGUUAGGUGUAGGCAGGGCCAUAAGUAAAUAGGUAAACUGUGAUAUGACUAAAUAAUUAAUCAGGAUGAUUUUUCCACAAAUAAGACAGUUUGUCCUUUCCAUGGUUGCAAGAUCUUAUCUAAUUUGGCUAACUUUCUAUUAAAAUGUCUUGUAGUGAGAUAAUUUCUUUCUUUCGGGAUAUGAAUACAGAGUUUGUCCACUUCACCGUCGGACCAUUUUAUUGGUAAACCCACACGGUAAUGUAAAAGUUGUAUAAUAUGGUGCACAUAAUUCGGUAUUAAUCCAGAGAGGUUAUAAAAAUGAUCUAGAUCUUCUAUGAGGCUGUGCAGGGAUCCAAAUUGCGGAUUUAAAAGAAAACAUUAAUCAUCACCUUUGUUUUUAAGCCCUGGAUUUCUAGCCCCUCUAUUGUUGUUGGAUCUGACUUUAAUAGCUAACAUUUCGAUGGCCAUAAUAAAUAGAUAUGCCAAUAGUGGACAACCUUGUUUUACUCCUCUUGACAAUUUAUUACUUUCUCAGAAGUAGCCAUUAUUUACUAUUUUACACCUGGGAUUACUGUACAUAACUUUAACCCAUUGUAUAAGAGAUUGUCCUAAAUUAAAAUAGUCCAGGCAUUUAUAUAUAAAUUUCUGUCGUACUUUAUCAAAGGCCUUUUUCAAAGUCAGCUAUGAAUACCAGGCCUGGUUUCCCAGAUUUUUCAUAGUGUUCUAUUGUUUCCAGUACUUGUCUUAUAUUAUCUCCAAUGUAUAGUUCAUGUAAAAAACCUGUCUGAUUAGGAUGAAUAAUAUCCGACAAUACCUUUUUAAUUCUAUGCGCUAUGCAUUUUGCUAGGAUUUUGGCAUCACAACACUGCAGUGUAAAGGGUCUCCAUUUUUUUAGGUGGACUGGAUCUUUAUAUUUACCACCUGGGUCCUGUUUCAGUAAUAGUGAAUUCAGACCUUCUUGCUGAGUAUCUGAUAGUCUACCAUUUUUAUAGGAGUGGUUAAAACAUGUUAAUAGCGGACCUUUGAGUACAUCGAAAAAUAUUUGAUAUACCUCAACUGGUAUGCCAUCUAGCAUAGACUUGCAGACUUGCAUGUAUCUAGAAGUUCCUCCUCGUAAUUAAACCUUCACAUGAGUCUUUCUGUAUAGCUGUUAAUGUUACACUGACUCCAUCAGUUUCUGUAAAUUCCUUUUGGUAGCAUUUCUAUGUUGAAGAUGUAAAAAUAAUUUGGUGCAUUUUUCUCCAUAUUCCCACCAGGUUGCUUUAUUUUUUAUAACAUACUCCAUUUCUUUUAGUUUUUCCUCUAACGUAUUCUGUGCCUCUGUUAGUUUUUACUUCUAUCUGUACUGUUAGUUCCUCUAUUUCCUUUGUUAAGAUGAACUCUUUUGACCUAAAUAGUUUUUGUUUUAAAGAUGAGUGUUGAAUUGCAUGGCCUCUAAAGGCACAUUUAAAAGUGUCCCAUACAAUAAAGGGAUUUGCUGUACUUAUGUUAUGUAGGAAAAGUCCGUUAUAAAUUCUUCUGUCUUGGUUAAAAACAACUUGUCAUCCAGUAUGCUUUGAUUACAUUUCCAAUACCCUCGCCCUCGCGGGAAUUCUGUAAGAGUAAUGGAUAAGAGCGUCUGCUAAAUGACUAAAAUGUAAAUGUAAAUGUAAUGUAUAUACCAAUUAUUUGAUGGUCCGACGACAUUCUGUCCCCUAUCAAUACUUUUUUAACUUUUGGUGCCAGCUAAAAUUACGUAAGAAAGUAGUAAGAUGACUAGCUUGAUUGAGCCUCCGCCAUGUAUAUCUCACUAGAUCAGGAUAUAUAAGCCUCCAUAUAUCCAUUAGUUCCAAUAUAUCCAUCAUAUUCGUAAUUUCUUUAAGUGCAUGAGGGUGAUAGUUUGUAGUGUGAUUUCCUUUACGGUCCAUUGAGGUACACUAUAUUUACAAAAGUAUGUGGACACCCCUUCAAAUUAGUGGAUUCGGCUAUUUCAGCCACACCCGUUGCUGACAGAUGUAUAAAAUCGAGCACACAGCCAUGCAAUCUCCAUAGACAAACAUUGGUAGUAGAAUGGUCUUACAGAAGAGCUCAGUGACUUUCAACGUGGUACCAUCAUAGGAUGCCACCUUUCCAACAAGUCAGUUCGUCAAAAUUCUGCCCUGCUAGAGCUGCCCCGGUCAACUGUAAGUGCUGUUAUUGUGAAGUGGAAACUUCUAGGAGCAACAACGGCUCAGCCGCGAAGUGGUAGGCCACGCAAGCUCACAGAACGGGACCGCCGAGUGCUGAAGCGUGUAGUGUGUAAAAAUCGUCUGUCCUCGGUUGCGACACUCACUACUGAGUUCCAAACUGCCUCUGGAAGCAACGUCAGCACAAGAACUGUUCGUCGGGAGCUUCAUGAAAUGGGUUUCCAUGGCCGAGCAGCCGCACACAAGCCUAAGAUCACCAUGCGCAAUGCCAAGCGUUGGCUGGAGUGGUGUAAAGCUCGCCGCCGUUGGACUCUGGAGCAGUGGAAACGUGUUCUCUAGAGUGGUGAAUCACACUUCACCAUCUGGCAGUCCGACGGACGAAUCUGGGUUUGGCGGAUGCCAGGAGAAUGCUACCUGCCCGAAUGCAUAGUGCUAACUGUAAAGUUUAGUGGAGGAGGAAUAAUGGUCUGGGGCUGUUUUUCAUGGUUCGGGCUAGGCCCCUUAGUUCCAGUGAAGGGAAAUCUUAAAGAUACAGCAUACAAUUACAUUCUAGACGAUUCUGUGCUUCCAAGUUUGUGGCAACAGUUUGGGGAAGGCCCUUUCCUGUUUCAGCAUGACAAUGCCCCAAUGCACAAAGCGAGGUCCAUACAGAAAUUGUUUGUUGAGAUCGGUGUGGAAGAACUUGACUGGCCUGCACAGAGCCCUGACCUCAACCCCAUCGUACACCUUUGGGAUGAAUUGGAACGCCGACUGUGUGCCAGGUCUAAUCGAUCAAAAUCAGUGCCCGACCUCACUAAUGCUCUUGUGGCUGAAUGGAAGCAUGUCCCCGCAGCAAUGUUCCAACAUCUAGUAUAUUUCACCCCCCAAGUCCUUUUUCCAUACAACUUCAACUAAAGGUGUAGAAUGAGUUUCCAGUAAACAAUAGAUAACAUAUUCCUUCUCUUUUAGCCAGGUAAAGACUGAUUGUAUUUUCUUAUUAUCUGCUAAGCCAUUACAAUUAUAACUAGCUAUACUUAUUUUACCACUUACCAUAACGAGAUACAAGUUUUGAUUAUACUUACCAUAAUAUGUUUGUGAACUUACCAUUAAGAAGUACCAUGAUAAUUUAAUGUCUGUACCAUAAUAUUUGCACUGUUAAGCAUACUGUAGCUGCGACUAAGUAAACCUCAAAUUGUCCUCCAAUAUUCCACCCGCUAACACCUCCCCCCAUUCCAAGUUGGGUUGUAGUUCCAGUGACCACCCCUAUACACAUGGAUCCUAGGGCCUUUAAGAGAGAGCUAGGGGCCCAUCUUUAAAAAGAGCACAUGGUGCCAGCUACAGUACAGAACCAGAUCCGCAGCCAACAGCCAACAUCAUUUUGAACGCCUUCGCCUCAGUUGUACUGCAUCUAGUUAUUUAAAAAAAGAUAUAUUUAGAUAUAAAAAAAUCUUGCAUAACUUAAUUUAGCACCCCCCCCCCCACACACACACACACACGCACACACACACGCUCAAAUGUUCAGCAGUUGUUCCAUCACCGAGCCCAACUCAAGAGAAGACUUGAUGUGUGAAUGCGUAUAAAGUUUGUCUGUUUAAGAAGGCAUGCCAAAUUGAGCAGGAAUGGGAAGAUUUGAUUAACCAAUAUCUAGUCCUAUCUGAUGGAGCUCGGAUACCCCCUUUCCCCCCAGCACCCACACACGCUAGUCCCCCAUUGUGACCCAUCUUUCCAAGCACGUCUGUGCAGUCAGACCGUUUGAUUAUUCUGUUCCGCCAGGGCCACAAUAAUAUGCCCCCUCUCUGAUUGUCCGAGUGUGACCCCCUCCCCAUGGGUUACUGCAGCCAGUGUUGCCAGCACUGCCACUACUUGGGUGGGGGUACUCCACCGGAAUUCCCACCGGCUAGGCACGAGGUCGUCAAUAUACUCAUUAGCAGCUUUGAGAAAAUCCCAUCUGGGGCCUUUGGCUCUUGGACCUACCCUGACCGCAUUCACCUUUCUGUCAUGGCUGCAUAGGCUACUUGCAGCAGGCCUAUAAAAUGGAAAAGGAUUUCUCCUUAGUGGGUGGGUCACUCAGGUGGGUGUCUAGGAUAUAGGGUUGGCACCGUUCCAUCAUGAUAGGACAAAAAAAAAUAUAUAUAUAUUUGUUUGUAUAUCCCAUAUCUGCACAUAAGUGAAGACUCGCUCUGUCACAGUAGCAUCCGCUCCUUCAGGGACUCAAGUCCUUUCAGCUACAGCUCAUAACUUCAUGUGUUUUUUCCUCGAUGUACCCCAAGUACACCCCGUUUAUCACAUUGUACCUAUGACACUCUGUAUAACUCUAUAAACAGUAGCCGUACUGUAUCAUGUCACAGGUUGCAUCCCAAAUUUUACCCUAAUCCCUAUGUAGUGCACUACUUUUGACCAGGCUGUAUAGGGAAUAGUGUGCAAUUUGGUACACAUACAUAAUGUGUACUGUGUUGGAAAUGACCAUUUGUUUACUCCUGUUUACACCAUUGUCUUUCUAGUACAAUAAGAGGUAGCAUCAUGACUCGACUUACUCAAAAUGUGUCAUUCUAUUCAGGCACGUGGAACGGCACCACCAAGGUGGCGAUUAAGACCCUGAAGCCAGGCACCAUGUCCCCCGAGGCCUUCCUCCAGGAGGCCCAGAUCAUGAAGAAGCUGAGGCACGACAAGCUGGUGCCCCUCUACGCCGUGGUGUCUGAGGAACCCAUCUACAUCGUCACUGAGUACAUGGCCAAAGGUACACAUCGUCAUACGCACGUAUAGCAGACGCAUAUAAAUCACACGCAUAUUAAUGCACACACACACACGUGACAUGGAAAUCCAUCUACAUAGUUACAAAGUACAUGACUAAACGCACCCAUGUUUAUGACUCACGCAUGCAUAAAGGCACAUAUGCAUGCAUCGCAUAACCCAUCUGCGUAGGGGCAGUAGUCGGAGGGCUUGUUCGACAUUGCAGGCGACUGCUGACUGGCUGAUCUACAAAUUACCUUGCAUCAUAAAUAACUACUCCUUAUUAUUUGUGGAUCAGUCAGUCGGUCACAUUUGACCCAAAAUGCUUCACGUCGGCAACAAUGUGGAACAAGCCAACAGACAUGGCUAGGUAGCAGGUACACAUGUUCAUGACACACACAGAUGCAGUGACGUGUGUGUGACCGGCAGCAUGGUGUUGAGACGUAGAUCUACGGCUGAUUUUAGAUGUGUAAUUAGAAAGUUAUAGCUAAAGCCUCUCUCCAGAAGGUUCCUUACACACACACACGCCUGGGGGAGAAAGUCUGGAAUCCGAAGUUUUAGAUGUUACGCCACAACACACACAUCAUCCGAUUAGAAGUACCCCGGCCAAUUUCCUUAAAGGAAAAAAAAUGUAAAUGUUAUGGCCGUUUUAAUUAACAUACCCUACAGUUUGAAAGUCCUUGGAAAUCCCAUGUGGGUUUUGGAGGCCCGGAGCAGAGAUCUUUAAUUGAAAACUGCAGCAGUUUUGUGGCGAGCUUUCAUCUUUCUUGACUGCAAUGCGUCUCCCUGUUUCUUUUUAAUUAGUGAUUGAACACUAAUGACGUAUCCCUGUAAAUGGACUCAGUGACCCCUGUGUGUGUGUGUGUGUGUGUGUGUGUGUGUGUGUUCUGAAUUAUAUUGCAUUGGUGUGUGUGUAGAUUAGCCUAACUCAUACAGGAGAGUGUGUGUUUAUCCCAUUGGUGUCCCCUGAAACUCUAAUCCUGGUUUCCUCUCACACUGAGGAAAUCGUGAUAUCUGUGUCCCAAAUGACACCCUAUUCCCUAUAUAGUGUACUAGUUUUGACCAGUCACCAGGGCCCCAUAGGUCUCUGGGCAAAAGUAGUGCACUAUAUAGGUUAAUAAGGUGUCAUUUGGGGCUCAUCCUAGAUGUCAUUAAGAGCCAUGUACCAAACAUAGACACAAGCAGCUAGCUUCAUCAAUACCAAGGGAAUAUUUAAGAAGUCGUAUUUAAGAAGUCUUAAGCCACUAUUUCUGUGGUGGUUUGUUGCCGCGCUGUUGGCAACAUUUGCAGCACUCUCUCUCUGGUACAGUAACUGUCAUGUGUUGCUGAUUUUGUAAUUGUAGGAAGUUUGCUGGAUUUCCUGAAGGAGGGAGAUGGUAAAUUCCUCAAGCUUCCCUUGCUUGUAGAUAUGGCUGCACAGGUAAGUCAAAAGUCAGCCUCUCAGUAAACUACCAUGUAUGUUUCCAAGUGCCUCACCCCUCAGUAUCUCCACCUAAGGAUACAUUUGGCCUCUUUUUGAUUGCAAGUAGUACAAGAAAAAAUCAUUUAUUCUUAUCUCCGUCACCAUAUUCCUCCCUCCUGUGUGAACAGAGUAGUGCACUAAAUAGGGAUUAGGGUGUAAUUUAGGAUUUAACCGAAGACGGGCUGCUCCGCUUUGAGUGCAUCACAGCAAAUAUCAACGUGGGCAUCAGUGAUAAAAUGGAGUGUUAAACCAUUCUGCUUGUUUUCUUCAGAUCGCUGACGGAAUGGCUUUCAUCGAGAGGAUGAACUACAUCCACAGGGACCUGCGCGCCGCUAACAUCCUGGUCGCGGACAACUUGGUGUGCAAGAUCGCCGACUUUGGUCUGGCCAGGCUGAUCGAGGACAACGAGUACACAGCUAGGCAAGGUUAGUAGAGGACAGAGUAGGAUUGGGCGGUAUACCGUAUACCGGGGUAUUUGGAAAUGGCUACGGGAUGUUUUUUCAAUACCGUCAAUACGGUUAAACUAUUUAUUUGAAGAUUUUCAAUACAUUGUAAUAUUUGUAGUUAUUUUUCAGGUAAAUACCUGCAGUCAACUUGUGCAAUGCAUUCUUAUUUCACCUGUCACAUUAUUUUCCAUAAUGAAGCUUACUUAUUUCACCAGCACAGUUGAGUCAGUCACGUGUUUGUUUGUAAAUAGCACAACAGGAGAAAGCAGGAGCAGGUGAGUCCAGCUGUGUAUUGACAGGGGUUGCAUUUUAUAUUGAAAGUCAAGUGUAUUUCUGCUUCAAUAGAGUCAUCAGAGACAUGAAAAUACAUUAGUGCAACACAGAAAAUAGCUUCACUUUCAUCAGAUGACAACAGAAGUGCAACGCUAUUUGGCUGGCAGCCACUCAAGUAAAUGAGCUUACAAUGACAAAGCAAAAACUAUACAUGGCCAUCAUAUUUCUAAUGUGUAGGCCUGUCAUAGAAAAGAAUGUAGCCAGCUGCAUUUCCUAAUGUUUUUCUUAAAGUGAAUCUUGCAUUUUACCAGAGAAAAGUAGGCUGGCUAUACUGAGAAGAGUGCCGGAGAAAAGUAGCUACACAUCAGUCAUAGCGCUGUCUGCUAAAUACACUGCUCAAAAAAAUAAAGGGAACACUUAAACAACACAAUGUAACUCCAAGUCAAUCACACUUCUGUGAAAUCAAACUGUCCACUUAGGAAGCAACACUGAUUGACAAUAAAUUUCACAUGCUGUUGUGCAAAUGGAAUAGACAACAGGUGGAAAUUAUAGGCAAUUAGCAAGACACCCCCAAUAAAGGACUGGUUUUGCAGGUGGUGACCACAGACCACUUCUCAGUUCCUAUGCUUUCUGGCUGAUGUUUUGGUCACUUUUGAAUGAUGGCGGUGCUUUCACUCUAGUGGUAGCAUGAGACGGAGUCUACAACCCACACAAGUGGCUCAGGUAGUGCAGGUCAUCCAGGAUGGCACAUCAAUGCGAGCUGUGGCAAGAAGGUUUGCUGUGUCUGUCAGCGUAGUGUCCAGAGCAUGGAGGCGCUACCAGGAGACAGGCCAGUACAUCAGGAGAUGUGGAGGAGGCCGUAGGAGGGCAACAACCCAGCAGCAGGACUGCUACCUCCGCCUUUGUGCAAGGAGGAGCAGGAGGAGCACUGCCAGAGCCCUGCAAAAUGACCUCCAGCAGGCCACAAAUGUGCAUGUGUCUGCUCAAACGGUCAGAAACAGACUCCAUGAGGGUGGUAUGAGGGCCCGACGUCCACAGGUGGGGGUUGUGCUUACAGCCUAACACCGUGCAGGACGUUUGGCAUUUGCCAGAGAACACCAAGAUUGGCAAAUUCGCCACUGGCGCCCUGUGCUCUUCACAGAUGAAAGCAGGUUCACACUGAGCACGUGACAGACGUGACAGAGUCUGGAGACGCCGUGGAGAACGUUCUGCUGCCUGCAACAUCCUCCAGCAUGACCGGUUUGGCGGUGGGUCAGUCAUGGUGUGGGGUGGCAUUUCUUUGGGGGGCCGCACAGCCCUCCAUGUGCUCGCCAGAGGUAGCCUGACUGCCAUUAGGUACCGAGAUGAGAUCCUCAGACCCCUUGUGAGACCAUAUGCUGGUGCGGUUGGCCCUGGGUUCCUCCUAAUGCAAGACAAUGCUAGACCUCAUGUGGCUGGAGUGUGUCAGCAGUUCCUGCAAGAGGAAGGCAUUAAUGCUAUGGACUGGCCCGCCCGUUCCCCAGACCUGAAUCCAAUUGAGCACAUCUGGGACAUCAUGUCUCGCUCCAUCCACCAACACCACGUUGCACCACAGACUGUCCAGGAGUUGGCGGAUGCUUUAGUCCAGGUCUGGGAGGAGAUCCCUCAGGAGACCAUCCGCCACCUCAUCAGGAGCAUGCCCAGGCGUUGUAGGGAGGUCAUACAGGCACGUGGAGGCCACACACACUACUGAGCCUCAUUUUGACUUGUUUUAAGGACAUUACAUCAAAGUUGGAUCAGCCUGUAGUGUGGUUUUCUACUUUAAUUUUGAGGGUGACUCCAAAUCCAGACCUCCAUGGGUUGAUAAAUUAGAUUUCCAUUGAUAAUUUUUGUGUGAUUUUGUUGUCAGCACAAUCAACUAUGUAAAGAAAAAAGUAUUUAAUAAGAUUAUUUCAUUCAUUCAGAUCUAGGAUGUGUUAUUUUAGUGUUCCCUUUAUUUUUUUGAGCAGUGUAGAAUGCCCGUUUGUGAAUUUUCAUCUGAGUUUAGAAGUGCAACUGAAGCAGAAAAUUAGUCUGAUGCCGAACAUAAAGCAUUUUAGAUCUGUGUUUACAAAACGCAGCAAGAUAUUUCUUAUGCGUUUCAUCUUCUUUUUCCUGUGUGAAAAACGCAUAAUUAUGAGUUUACACGACCCCUUGCUAUCUAAGUAAGUGGCUGAAUGAAUGAGGUGACGGGGCAUCAUAUUGUGUUCGCUUUCUGCCGUGUUUGAGAAGGCAAAGCCCUUUGGAUGAGUUAUUUGUACAGCUGCUACUGGUAUCUUGAUUUCCUUGAGUUUCUUCUCCUCUCUGUUCUUGGUGGUCUGCUCCUCCCCCCCUCUUCUCCGAGCAGAGCAGGCCGGCCCGUUGCCCUAGUGACUCCAGACUCCACACAGACACAGCUUGUAGACAUGCUGCUGGAGAGCCAGUACUGCAUGCGUCAAAACUUUGUUCAUUUGCACAAAGUCUCUCGUUCACAUUUUCGCUUAUAAAUGUCCAAACUCAACAAAAAUGACAUUCGGUAGCUCCUACCUAUAUAUGUAUAACUUUUAUGAGCUGGAUUUCCUGUCUUUGCAGUUCGUUUAUUUUCGUUUGCACUCGUUAGCAUAUUUAGCUAGUGGCCUUGAUGGAAAUUCGCAAUUACUUGUGGUAAUUUUGUUUGCAUUCUGGUAAUAGACACCCAACAGGCUUUUUUGCUUUUGUUAUGGCGCCCCCUUGUGUACCAAACCAAUAAUACCGUAUAUCCAUUUACAUUUGCAUUUUAGUCAUUUAGCAGACGCUCUUAUCCAGAGCGACUUACAGUUAGUGAAUACAUAUUUUUUUGUUUUAUACUGGCCCCCCGUGGGAAUCGAACCCACAACCCUGGCGUUGCAAACGCCAUGCUCUAUCAACUGAGCUACAUCCCUGCCGGCCAUUCCCUCCCCUACCCUGGACGACGCUGGGCCAAUUGUGCGCCGCCCAUGAGUCUCCCGGUCGCGGCCGGCUGCGACAGAGCCUGGAUUCGAACCAGGAUCUCUAGUGGCACAGUUAGCACUGCGAUGCAGUGCCUUAGACCACUGCGCCGCUCAGGGUGAGAGAAGCACGGUAUGAUGUGAAACCGUAGCACCGAGAGAUGGGACAGAGGGGCUUAGGGUUUAAAAUCCCAUUCGUCGAGGUGUGUACGGGUGGAAAGAGGCAAGGCAAGUAGAGCUCCGGGACAGACAGCCGGGACCUAGGGACACAAGGCUUAGAGUCCCUUGUUGCGUCCCAAUAAUCUCUCCUUUGCCCUGACCUGUGCACUUCCAUUCAUGGAUUUCAAAGGUAAUGACUGGUAUUCCUCUAGAGCAUUGGUUCUCAACUGGUUCUGCCUCUGGAAAAUAAUUGCCAAAAUACAAUCUGUAAAACUAUUUUUAAUGCUAUACUAAUAGUAAAUGCAGCAUUUAUAUGGCAAGGGAACAACAUUGCCACCUCUUUCAUUGUCAAUAAUGAAAAUUUGCCAAUAUUCUUGAUGAAGAUUGUUAAUAAACUCACUAUAUUGGAAAUACUGUGAUUUAAAGAAAAAAAAUUCAGAUAUUAAAUUAAAUGUAAGUUCAUUAUCAUUUCUACACACUUUCUACCUGGUUUAAGUCGUUUAAGUUCAGAGUGGAGUAUUUUUCCAUUAAACAAAGAUAUAUAUAUAUAUAUAUAGUACCAGUCAAAAGUUUGGACUCACCUACUCAUUCAAGGAUUUUUCUUUAUUUUUUACUAUUUUCUACAUUGUAGAAUAAAAGUGAAGACAUCAAAACUAUGAAAUAACCCAAAACACACGGCCAAGGCAACAAAGGAGUGGCUCAAGAAGAAGCACAUUAAGGUCCUGGAGUGGCCUAGCCAGUCUCCAGACCUUAAUCCCAUAGAAAAUCUGUGGAGGGAGCUGAAGGUUCGAGUUGCCAAACGUCAGCCUCGAAACCUUAAUGACUUGGAGAAGAUCUGCAAAGAGGAGUGGAACAAAAUUCCUCCUGAGAUGUGUGCAAACCUGGUGGCCAACUACAAGAAACAUCUGACCUCUGUGAUUGCCAACAAGGGUUUUGCCACCAAGUACUAAGUAAUGUUUUGCACAGGGGUCAAAUACUUAUUUCCCUCAUUAAAAUGCAAAUCAAUUUAUAACAUUUUUGACAUGCGUUUUUCUGGAUUUUGUUGUUGUUAUUCUGUCUCACUGUUCAAAUAAAACCUACCAUUUAAAUUAUAGACUGAUCAUGUCUUUGUCAGUGGGCAAGCGUACAAAAUCAGCAGCGGAUCAAAUACUUUUUUCCCUCACUGUAUAUAUGUGUGUAUUUAUAUUGAUGUCCUAGUCUACCUCUUUCAGGUAAUAAGUUAAAUGCAGUAUUAGCCUUAUAUUUAGCUAAUUAAUGAUGGGUUAUGCGCAAUACGCAAGCACCUGUGCUCUGCUGGCCUCUCCUAAAAACGCUCCUUAGCUCUUGGAGUCCCAUGCAGGAAAAGCUAGAUUAGAAUAGUCUUAUUUCUUAUACCAAUAGACUAUUCGAAGAGGGACGCAAGCUCUUUUUUGCUGAAUGUUAAAUACAGCAUCCAAUAGAACUCACGGGUAGUUUGAAAGAAGAGCGAACACGCGAUGGUGGUAGGUUAUAGCAGUUAUUUAUUCAGACCCAUAACCAUUCAAUCAAUCUUCGUGAAGAGAAGUGAAAGCCUUCUGCAUUUAAUUAUAGUCCUAUAUUAUUCAAGGAUGUCAUUAGAAUGAUGAAGAUGAGGACAACAACUUAUUUCAUUUAACUGUUGAAAGCGAGGACGGACUGAAGCAACAAUGGAGAGAGAAAGAGGAGGUAGGCUAAUAACAGUAGGGGAAAUAUUAUGACAGGUAUACAGUGGGGGAAAAAAGUAUUUAGUCAGCCACCAAUUGUGCAAGUUCUCCCACUUAAAAAGAUGAGAGAGGCCUGUAAUUUUCAUCAUAGGUACACGUCAACUAUGACAGACAAAAUGAGAAAAAAAAUUCCAGAAAAUCACAUUGUAGGAUUUUUAAUGAAUUUAUUUGCAAAUUAUGGUGGAAAAUAAGUAUUUGGUCAAUAACAAAAGUUUCUCAAUACUUUGUUAUAUACCCUUUGUUGGCAAUGACACAGGUCAAACGUUUUCUGUAAGUCUUCACAAGGUUUUCACACACUGUUGCUGGUAUUUUGGCCCAUUCCUCCAUGCAGAUCUCCUCUAGAGCAGUGAUGUUUUGGGGCUGUCGCUGGGCAACACAGACUUUCAACUCCCUCCAAAGAUUUUCUAUGGGGUUGAGAUCUGGAGACUGGCUAGGCCACUCCAGGACCUUGAAAUGCUUCUUACGUAGCCAUUCCUUCGUUGCCCGGGCGGUGUGUUUGGGAUCAUUGUCAUGCUGAAAGACCCAGCCACGUUUCAUCUUCAAUGCCCUUGCUGAUGGAAGGAGGUUUUCACUCGAAAUCUCACGAUACAUGGCCCCAUUCAUUCUUUCCUUUACACGGAUCAGUCGUCCUGGUCCCUUUGCAGAAAAACAGCCCCAAAGCAUGAUGUUUCCACCCCCAUGCUUCACAGUAGGUAUGGUGUUCUUUGGAUGCAACUCAGCAUUCUUUGUCCUCCAAACACGACGAGUUGAGUUUUUACCAAAAAGUUAUAUUUUGGUUUCAUCUGACCAUAUGACAUUCUCCCAAUCCUCUUCUGGAUCAUCCAAAUGCACUCUAGCAAACUUCAGACGGGCCUGGACAUGUACUGGCUUAAGCAGGGGGACACGUCUGGCACUGCAGGAUUUGAGUCCCUGGUGGCGUAGUGUGUUACUGAUGGUAGGCUUUGUUACUUUGGUCCCAGCUCUCUGCAGGUCAUUCACUAGGUCCCCCCGUGUGGUUCUGGGAUUUUUGCUCACCGUUCUUGUGAUCAUUUUGACCCCACGGGGUGAGAUCUUGCGUGGAGCCCCAGAUCGAGGGAGAUUAUCAGUGGUCUUGUAUGUCUUCCAUUUCCUAAUAAUUGCUCCCACAGUUGAUUUCUUCAAACCAAGCUGCUUACCUAUUGCAGAUUCAGUCUUCCCAGCCUGGUGCAGGUCUACAAUUUUGUUUCUGGUGUCCUUUGACAGCUCUUUGGUCUUGGCCAUAGUGGAGUUUGGAGUGUGACUGUUUGAGGUUGUGGACAGGUGUCUUUUAUACUGAUAACAAGUUCAAACAGGUGCCAUUAAUACAGGUAACGAGUGGAGGACAGAGGAGCCUCUUAAAUAAGAAGUUACAGGUCUUUGAGAGUCAGAAAUCUUGCUUGUUUGUAGGUGACCAAAUACUUAUUUUCCACCAUAGUUUGCAAAUAAAUUCAAUAAAAAUCCUACAAUGUGAUUUUCUGGAUUUUUUUUUGUUGAAAAUUACAGACCUCUCAUCUUUUUAAGUGGGAGAACAUGCACAAUUGGUGGAUGACUAAAUACUUUUUUUUCUCCACUGUAUAUGCGUCAGCCUACUAAUUAUACAAAUAGGCCAUAUUAAAUAAAAAAAAUUAAAUCAACUUUGCUAGCCUAUACUUAUAACUUUGUAGGCCGCGUGUGCUGCACCAGAAUCGCAUGUUCUCUUCUGCUUUAUCAUGGUUUGAACGAUGUGCGUAAUUCCAGUCCAUAUAAUACAAUACAGUACAGUAAUAUAGUUCACACUCAAAAAGAUUAGCCUUCUGGAGCUAGUUUCAUUUAUUUACCCAAGAGAGCAUAUAGCUAGCUACAUCUAUGGGCUUUUAUGUUUAUCUAUUGUGCGUAAUGUGCAGUAGCCUAUAUCAAAUGUAUAAGGAUAACAGCACAAUCAUUUGGGCUUUUUUGAGCUUCGGCUCAUUAAAUGUCGUUAAUUUAGGGCUCAUAAAAUGUAUUUAAUAUAUGGCUCUUCAUGCUCCGCUAGCAUCAGGUUUGAAUUAUCAUGCUGAUCAAAGCUCUAAUCAAAUCCAGACAUAUAUUUAUAUGCUUUACAUUUUAGUCAUUUAGCAGACGCUCUUAUCCAGAGCGACUUACAGUUAAGUGAGUGCAUACAUUUUAAUACUGGCCCCCCGUGGGAAUCGAACCCAAAACCCUGGUGUUGCAAGUGCCAUGCUCUACCAACUGAGCUACACAGGGCUUGAAUGACACUUCCUGUUCCUGUUUUGGCGGGAAAUACCGGGUUACCCGGGAGAAAAGUGAUUUAUUCUCGGAAUUGAACAUUUUGUAAAAUACCGGGAAAAUAUUCAACCCUAUUUCCUACCAUGGUAAAUUAGGCUAAUGGCGGAAAGCAGAUGGUCAUAUCCACUCUGAUUAGUUGAGGUGAGUAAACUCUCUCAAGCUGCCUGCUGCUUAACCAUUGAAGCCCAAUGGUUUCAGCAGAGAAACAGGCGUUUGACACUAACACUCCUUUUUCCACUCAACAACACUCAUAAACCUCAAACCUUUUGGAAUGUGACUUUGGAUUUUUCACCCUGCUGUGCUAUAUUUUUUCUAAUUAUGUUUCGAUCCAUUUCCUUGCAACCAGAUCACACUUCAACCGUUAAAAAAAAAGAAGCUAUGAUUCAUUUUGUUACAGAGGUCAAUAGUGUAAUUGUUAUGGCAGACUUGAGUGUGAACUGUGAUAUUGGUCACUUCUCAGUCGUUAUGGCACAGCUGAAUGACCUCUGAUGACCCCUAGUGGAAGUUAAUGUUCUGCCUCUCUUCUUUCUCUCUCUCUCUUUCUCCCUCCCCCUCUUCUUUUAUCUCUUCCCCUCCUGCUCUGGUUUUUAGGGGCCAAGUUCCCAAUCAAGUGGACGGCUCCUGAGGCUGCCCUGUACGGCCGCUUCACUAUCAAGUCAGACGGCUGGUCCUUCGGCAUCUUACUCACCGAACUGGUCACCAAGGGCAGGGUUCCCUACCCAGGUGAGAACACAGACAAAAUCAAAAACCAUGUUUGAGUCCUACAUGGCACCCUAUUCCCUAUAUAGUGCACUUCCUUUGACUAGAGCUUAUAGGGAAUGGGCACUAUGUAGGGAUUAGAGUGCCAUUUGUGACGGAGUUCCAUAACAACAAUGGCAGUCUGUGAGGCUGUCUAUCUGGUUAAGAUAUGUCAAUUGUAUGAAUCCUAAAGCUGGGAAGCAGAUUUCUUGUGUAACCAGGAGGAGUAGUCAGAGGUAGAUGCCAGCGCAAUGUCAACAAGGAAGUGACUAAUUUGGUGAAAGGUGAUCCGUCACCAGUCUUAUAGCCUAGACUAGUUAAUACUGUCCUAGGAAGUGGGCCAGGGGUGACACUGUCUGUGAUUGCUGUUUUUGUCUCUGCGGAGUAAACACACACACACACACAAGCUGGCUGAGAUUAGAGGAGACCAUCUGGUGGGAUCUGAUCCGGAGAUUGAACACCACUCUUGUUUAGAACCAUCUGUCCCAGACUGAUCGGGCUCUGGGGAGAGCGCAAGAGAGAGGAUGGAUGCUCUGAAACGCUGACACACACAGACACUAACCUUCAGGCCAGGCGUUGGAACCGAAAUUAUUUUCCAAUCGUUUCGUUCUGAACAGCACCAUUAUUAUUUUUGUUCCGUUACACUGUUCCGACCAGCAAAAUAAAGUUCUGAACCGGUUUGAACCCCAAUAAAAAUAAUGGCUUAUAUCGUUCCCUUCUGUUCCUUUUUAAACCUCUGAAAUCAACCGUUUUGUUACAUUUAGCUCGACAUAAAAAUUACUUCACCAAUCAGUGCAGAUAGAGCAGUUUGCUAUGGAGUGGGCAAACUAUUUACAUGCAUUGUACAGACAAGUGUAGGGCGCAGGAUGCGACUGAAAUUUUGCAGGUGGGGAGAGAGGGUAGAGGAAGAGGCUUGGCAUCUUGUUGUUAUGACAUUCAUUAUCUGAAUUAGGCCCACAGAAUGAUAUCUACGGAGGAGCGGCUUCUACAGUAUGAAGGAACUUUGAAUGUCUUUGAACUUCAGAGAGUUGGCUUAAUGUUGGACCAGAGCUAGCUAGCUAGCUAAGAAGCUUGUGUGUGCAGAGCGGCACCAGAAUUUAAAUGAAAACAAGUCUUACCUUUUUGUAGUUAAUAGAUCCAAUGUGAAACGUGAUAACUAUAGUAUCCUUAGCUAGCAUUAAAAAAGUUAAUCCAUUCUUCUAUAAUUAAAACUCUCUCUCCCUAAUUUCUGAAUCACGCUUGUAACAUCAUCAGGCUACAGUAGACUAUGCUUCGGAAGGGGAGGGGCAGGAAGCCUACAUGCACUGGCAAAGAUUUCCAGCUGGCAGGCAGACACUGGAAUACGUUUCUGAUUGACAGUGAGGGCUUUGUGUAGGCGUGUAGCCAGUAACGUAAAAUAACGUUAUUAACCGGUUCCCAUGCUUUUAAAAUGAUGGUUCUGUUCCGGAACAGUAUAGAUCACUUCCAUCAUUAUUUUUCGGUUCUGUUCCCUGAACCGGUUCCAACCCCUGUUUCAGGCCCCCUUUUUAUUUAUGCUUUUUGAGGGGGAGGAGGGGGGUGUAAUAGUCUAGUGAAGCGAUUGGAGCGAAUUCUCAAUGGAAUUAGAUCACAGACCUAGUUUUGUUGUGGAUAAUCUUGAUUUUAUUGUGUGACCUAACUGAUACGGUUGACUGCACAGUUAAUGUAAUGGGCACUAAACAGACUGAGCCCCGCUCUCUUAUUUACCUCUUUCCAUUUCGCUCUCUCUCUCUCCACCCAGGCAUGGUGAACAGGGAGGUCCUGGAGCAGGUGGAGCGGGGUUACCGUAUGCCGUGCCCCCAGGGCUGUCCCGACUCCCUCCACGAGAUGAUGAAGCUGUGCUGGAAGAAGGACCCCGACGAGAGGCCCACCUUCGAAUACAUCCAGUCCUUCCUGGAGGACUACUUCACAGCCACGGAGCCACAGUACCAGCCCGGGGAUAACCUAUAGUCAGGCCUGGCCGCAACGCAGCCCUUGACCCGUUCACCAUGCAAAGUAUCCCUCCACCCAGGAGGAGCAGACUCCGAUACAGACGCAUGGAGACUAAACGCUAUGAAUAAUGUGCUUCAGAAAAGGCAACUGGAAGCUUGGUUAUCGAGUUGCACAAACCACUGCUGUCCUUGAUGAUAAAAAUAAAUGUGCGUUUUUUUUUUUUACACUAAUUUUCACUGAUCAUUUAAUUUUUUAUUUCAGGUACUACAGGUCUUAGUUUGUAUGACUUUACUCCUUUUGUUCCUUUUGGUUUUUUUAUUCCUCAGUUUCUCACAUGGUUAUAAUGACCAUGUUCUUUUUCAAAGUGACCAAUCAUUCUGUUGUGUUGUUUUUAAAAUCUUUGUUGAACUGUGAAAAUGGCACAUGAGAGAGAUGGGUAGGGGCCCUUGGAAUAAGAGCUCUUCAAAACGGAGGACGAGAGAGAAGGAUGUACUGUAAGUGGCGAAAAUAUUGUCAAGUACUGUGGGAAUAUUUCAGUCGGGAUAAUUCAGUUCUGUGUUCAGUACAUUUCAUCAGCUCAACCGGAAAAUGCUUUUCUUUCUCCUGUGUUUUUCUGAAUGAUUGACUUGAGUGGCGCGGAUCAGGGACAGUUGAAUUGCGUGGGUCCGUCUUGUCUGCUCAUUUUCUAUUUUAUUUGUUGAUUUUAUUCUAUGUAACUGUAAGAAUGAUUCAUAUCAUGGACAUGGUUCAUGUGAAGCCUUCCCUUCGAGUCCUUCAGUUGGACAUUUUUACAACACUAAGGCCAUCAUGUUAUGUGUCCCAGACAGACCAUUGCUAUGCCAAGUUAAAUAACCUCUUUAAAGAUCACUACAGAGCAUUUUCUGCAUAUGUAGCAGUAGGAUGAAGUUGCCACUAGACACUGAUCUUGGUUCAAUUUAGCAUUUAUGGGAAUGGAAGCUGAUCCUAGAUCUGUACC
This is a messenger RNA of Coregonus sp. 'balchen', 28215 nucleotides long. The record is from the annotation of a GenBank genome assembly. Lineage: Eukaryota; Metazoa; Chordata; Actinopteri; Salmoniformes; Salmonidae.